AAUACAAGAGGAAGGCCAAUCACGCAAUUAAGCGGAAAACGGAGGGCAAAUUAUGAGCAGCCCACUACGCACAAGGGAUUUUUUCUCCAAAGUCCUUCAAGAAAACGUUUUCAAAACCCUCGCUCCCAAGAAACUCCCCUCUCUCUCUUUCUUUUCUCUUUCAAAGCCGUUCUGUGAUACUUCAGCCAAGACCCUAACCCUAGCUUCUCUCCCAACGACAUUAGGGUUUUGAUUGCUGCCUAUACAUAUAUAUAGUACGUAAAUACAUAUAUUUUUGGAUUUUUGUUGUCGGGCUUUGGGGUUCUUUUCGGUGAGAGUUUGAGAUGGUCUCUGGUGGCUCGCUUGUCGAGGGCGGUGAGACUCAGAUACUCUCGGCGCGCGUGCGCAGGACCAUCCAAUCCAUCAAGGAAAUUGUGGGCAAUCACUCUGAAUCGGAUAUCUAUGCGGCCCUAAAGGAAACUGACAUGGAUCCUAACGAAACCGCACAGAAAUUGCUCAACCAAGACCCAUUUCUUGAGGUGAAGAGAAAAAGAGACAAGAAGAAGGAGAAUACGGGGCACAUGGGCUCUGCAGUUGCACGAAGACAUUCCGAGAAUGUUGGUCAAGGGAUAAAAUUUCAUACAUUUUCUGACCGUAAUGUUCGAAGAGGAGGCUAUACACGGAAUGCUUCACAUGGCGAGUUCCGUGUUGUGAGAGAUAACAGAGUUAAUCGAAAUACAGAUAACAAAGUGAAGCCUGCUUCGCCGCAAUGUACAGUGUCAACCAAUGAGAAAGUGAUCUCAAAUGUUCCUGAAAAGGGCUUAACAGAAACCUCAGGCAGUCAGAAGCCCUCUGGUGGACGAAGUUCAUCUCAGACUUUGAAUGGGCCAACUGAUUCACACCCCAGACAUGCUCGAGAUGUCAGUUCAAGAGGCACUGAUGGGAAACCAGUGCUUGAGGAAAAGCGGGCUUCAAUUCCCAACACAAAUUCACGGGUGCCAGUGGCAAAGUCGAAUAACUCGCAACCAAAUCCUGCAACUCUAGCAUCAAGCAGUUCUGCUGUUGGGGUGUAUUCUUCUUCUACCGAUCCGGUUCAUGUGCCAUCCCCAGAUUCCAGACACUCAGGAACUGUUGGAGCUAUUAAGCGUGAAGUUGGUGUAGUUGGCGUCCGCCGACAGUCUUCUGAAAACUCUGUCAAAUCAACAACCAUGCCAAGUAGUUCUUUCUCAAAUUCACUUUUGGGAAAGGAUGGUUCUUCUACAGAGGAAUCACUUCGACCCCUCAACACCAUUUCUAGAACCGACCAACUCAGCCAAACUACUACAACUGAUUCUGUUAUUGCCAGCAUGUCAGUCAGCAGAACAUUCUUAAGCAACCAGUAUAAUAGCAGGCCACAUCAGCAACUUGCAGGUCAUCAAAAAGCUUCCCAGCACAAAAUAGAGUGGAAACCUAAAUCAAGCCAAAAGUCAGCUGUUAGCAGUCCCGGGGUGAUUGGAACACCUGGAAAGUCUGUUUCACCUCCUGCUGAGAAUUCAAAGGAUUUGGAAUCUGAAGCAGCUAAGCUGCAAGAUAAGCUUUCACGAGUAAACGUCAAUGACCAUCAGAAUGUGAUCAUUGCCCAGCAUAUUCGAGUCCCUGAGACUGAUCGCUGUCACCUUACUUUUGGCAGCAUAGGGACAGAGUUUGAUUCUUCUAGGAAUCUUGUUUCUGGACUGCAACCGGUUGGAACUACAGAAGAAUCAAAUGGGGAACCUGCGGCAAGUUUGUCGGUGUCAGCUCCAGAGUCUUCUGGUGAUGAUGCUUGCAGCAGCAAGCCAGCUGAGUUACGUGAUGCCCAAGUUAGAAAUUCUGGAUCUGAUUCUCCAGCAUCUGUAGUGGCGUCUGAGCAUCAAUUGCCUGAUAAAAAAGAGUCCUCAAGCCCUCGGAAUUUGGACAAUUAUGCAGAUAUUGGGUUGGUUCGGGAGAACAGUCCAUCCUAUGCCCCUUCAGAGUCACAGCAGCAUCAAGAUCCUCCUGAACUACCAGGUUUUUCGGCAUAUGAUCCUCAGACUGGUUAUGAUAUACCUUAUUUCAGACCCACAAUGGAUGAAUCUGUACGGGGUCAGGGUCUUCCAUCUCCUCAGGAGGCUUUAAGUUCGCACACAGCCAACAGCAUCCCUGCAUCUACAAUUGCCAUGGUACAACAGCAGCAACAACCACCUGUAGCACAGAUGUACCCGCAAGUUCAUGUUUCCCAUUAUGCAAAUCUUAUGCCAUACCGUCAGUUCCUUCCUCCACUUUAUGUUUCGCCAAUGGCCAUGCCUGGCUAUUCUAGUAACCCUGCCUAUCCUCACCCAUCAAAUGGUAGCAGUUACUUGCUAAUGCCAGGGGGUAGUUCACAUCUAAAUGCAAGCAGCCUGAAGUAUGGAAUUCAACAGUUUAAGCCUGUUCCUGCUGGCAGUCCCACAGGGUUUGGGAAUUUUACUAAUCCAACUGGGUAUGCUAUCAAUGCUCCUGGCGUAGUUGGUGGAGCUACUGGGCUUGAGGAUUCAUCUCGAAUCAAAUACAAAGAUGGCAAUCUUUAUGUCUCAAAUCCUCAGGCUGACGCAUCUGAAAUUUGGAUUCAGAACUCAAGAGAGCUUCCAGGCUUGCAAUCCACUCCAUAUUACAACAUGCCAGGGCAAUCGCCACAUGGUGCUUAUAUGCCAUCCCACACAGGUCAUGCUUCCUUUAAUGCAGCUGCUGCACAAUCUUCCCACAUGCAAUUUCCAGGUAUGUACCAUCCUCCACAGCCUGCUGCAAUUGCUAACCCACACCACUUAGGCCCUGCUAUGGGUGGUAAUGUUGGAGUCGGUGUAGCUGCCGCUGCUCCCGGGGCACAGGUUGGUGCCUAUCAGCAGCCCCAACUGGGCCAUCUCAAUUGGACAACAAAUUUCUGAUGGAAACAUGAAAUUAACCCCUUUUUCCUUGUAAGGGACUGAAGUAGCUAUAGAAAAUUUUCAGUCGUCUUUGUGAAAUGAAUAGCCAAUCUCUUUUCUAUCUAAUGCAGUGGGUGGUGUUUAGUUUCAA
This is a messenger RNA of Corylus avellana, 3027 nucleotides long. Its product is annotated as dentin sialophosphoprotein, putative (DUF1296). NCBI's taxonomy places the organism in Eukaryota, Viridiplantae, Streptophyta, Magnoliopsida, Fagales, Betulaceae. Gene Ontology annotation, molecular function: protein binding. The record is from RefSeq and is a predicted model, not a curated record.